Asparagus officinalis (garden asparagus) is the source of this 1046-nucleotide messenger RNA. RefSeq lists its product as uncharacterized. Gene Ontology annotation, biological process: lipid metabolic process. NCBI's taxonomy places the organism in Eukaryota, Viridiplantae, Streptophyta, Magnoliopsida, Asparagales, Asparagaceae. The annotation marks the transcript as partial. The transcript is spliced from 5 exons. The record is from RefSeq and is a predicted model, not a curated record.
GGGAUCGCGAGGGAGAGGGUGCGGUGCUACGCGUUCGCGCCGGCGAGGUGCGUGUCGCUGAACUUGGCCGUGAAGUACGCGGAUGUUAUCUACUCGGUCGUGCUUCAGGAUGAUUUUCUGCCAAGAACACCAACGCCAUUGGAGCAUAUUUUUGGAUCCAUCUUCUGCUUGCCCUGCCUACUAUUUCUUGUUUGCUUGAGAGACACAUUUAUACCAGAAAAGAGAAAGCUUAAUGAUCCAAGAAGGCUUUAUGCUCCUGGUAGAAUAUACCAUAUUGUUGAGAGAAAAUUUUGCAGAUGUGGAAGAUUUCCUCCUGAGGUGAGGACAGCCAUUCCAGUUGAGGGAAGAUUUGAACACAUAGUACUAUCGUGUAAUACAACAUCUGAUCAUGGUAUUAUUUGGAUAGAAAAAGAAGCUCAAAAGGCUCUUGAUAGAAUGAAGGAAACUAGUGUGGCUACAUCUCCCCCGGCACAGCAAAGAAUGGAGAGGAAGCAGACACUAGAGAAGGAGCACAUCGACGCACUGGAAAGGGCAGUGAGCUUGCACGUGCCGCAUGCAGUGGCACCGUCAGAUGAAGCUACAGCAGAAGCAUUGCUGGAAUCCUCAGAAGAAACAACCAACCCUCCAGAAGAAACGAGCGAAGCGUCCUCACGCGGUGACUCAAAGUUCGGUGGCAGAACUAAUUGGCUAGAUUUGGUUGAAAAGCUCUUUUCCAGAAACGAGUCUGGAAACCUUGUUCUAAAGAAAGACAUCAGUGUUCCCUAAUAGCUUCUGGUGGAUUGAUUGUCCUUUCCUCUUAUAUGGAGUUUUGUGUGCAUUCUUUGCACAUCAUAUAAAUUGUAAAGCAUAUUAAUUCCCCCUCAUCUCUUGAUGUGGUUAUGUUCGCGUCGAUUGGUUUUUUUGGGUUUUCAGAGUUUAGAGGUAGAAAUCCAAAAUGAGCACAUGGAGUUUUUUCAGAGUCAUGUGUUUCUGAUGAUUUCGAGUCUACCAAUAUAUUAAUUGUUUAUUUCCAUAUCAUUAAAGAAAUGGAAAUUUUUUCAUUCAAA